Messenger RNA from Oryzias melastigma (Indian medaka), 1850 nucleotides. RefSeq names its product UDP-glucuronosyltransferase 2A2-like. Gene Ontology annotation, molecular function: UDP-glycosyltransferase activity. Bases 150 to 1730 code for a protein of 526 amino acids. The transcript is spliced from 2 exons. Lineage: Eukaryota; Metazoa; Chordata; Actinopteri; Beloniformes; Adrianichthyidae. The record is from RefSeq and is a predicted model, not a curated record.
CGGACUGAUUAUUACUGACUGCAGCUUGAAAUGUCCUCUGGGCUGAAGUGCACUUAAAGCACCUGAAGUGCUGUACGUGUCAGUUUUUGGCGUGCUGAUGGUUCACAUCGAAUCCCCAUAGGAACAUAUCUUGUCUUCUUGAAAAAAGAAUGAAGUUGCCCCUGUGCUGCUGUGCUUUGCUGGUUCUCGUCCUCACAACCAGCUUCUGCCAUGGAGGCAACAUCUUGGUUUUUCCUGCAGAAGGUAGCCACUGGAUCAACAUGGACAUCCUGCUUCAAGCUUUACACUCCAGAGGACACACCUUGACUGUUCUGCGCUCAAGCAAGAGUUGGUACAUUAAGGAGCACGCCCCCCAUUACAAGAGUUUCACCGUUCCUGUGGAGAGAAGCAUGGAUCAGAAGUUAAUUACAAAAUUUAUAUCGGAAUUUAUUCAAUACCAACGCGGGGCUCUCCCUAUAGAGACCUUCCUGCAUGUGAGCCUCGGCAUGGUUGGUAAAUUGAGGGAAGCUCAUGAACCUGUGGGUGAAUUUGUGACAGCUGCAAUGAAUGACAAAAGUUUGAUGAAAACCUUUAAUGAAAGUAAGUUUGACAUGAUGCUUACUGACCCGUGCUGGGGGGGCGGAGUCAUUCUGGCUAGAUAUUUGAAUCUGCCCGUGGUUUUUAAUGUCCGCUGGUUGGUACCUGAAGAGGCUCAUUUUGCCAUCGCUCCUUCACCUUUAUCCUACGUUCCAAUCGUAGGAUCAGGAAAUACUGACAGGAUGACCUUCUUUCAAAAAGUUACAAAUGUGUUUUUGUACCUUGUGACACAACUGCAAACUUAUACAGCUGUUCAAUAUGUCUACCAGCCAGUAUGUGACCAGUUCCUUGGACCUAAUCAUGACUUUAAUUAUUUGGUUCUUGAUGCAGACAUUUGGCUGAUGAGAACAGAUUUUGUCUUUGAUUAUCCACGUCCCACAAUGCCCAAUGUUGUGUACAUGGGAGGGUUCCAGUGUAAACCUGCUAAACCACUUCCUGAACAUUUGGAGGAGUUUGUGCAGAGUUCUGGAGAACAUGGAGUCAUCAUCAUGUCUCUGGGAACCUUUGUCAGUGAACUUCCUGAUGAUGUGGCGAAUGAGAUCGCUGCAGCUUUUGCUGAACUGCCACAGAAAGUUAUCUGGAGGUACAAAGGUAAAAGACCCUCCACUCUGGGUAACAACACUUUAGUGGUGGACUGGAUGCCUCAGAAUGACCUUUUAGGACAUCCUAAGAUCAAGUUGUUUGUGGCUCAUGGAGGAACUAAUGGAGUGCAGGAGACUUUGUAUCAUGGAGUCCCAGUUGUGGGUCUUCCCUUGUUCUUUGACCAGUAUGACAAUCUUCACCGACUGCAAGCAAGAAAAGGAGGUAAAAUUCUCUCCAUAGCCACAGUGGACAAAGACAACUUCCUGAAGGCCAUGCAGGAAGUCCUGACUGAUCCCUCGUACAGGGAGAACAUGCAGAGACUCUCCAGGCUGCACAGAGAUCAGCCGGUGGAGCCGAUGGACAAAGCCCUCUUCUGGAUCGAGUUUGUCAUGAGACACAAAGGAGCUGCUCACCUGAAAGCUCAGUCCUACAACAUGUCAUGGUUCACCUACCACUCUGUAGAUGUGGUUCUGUUCCUGACUGCAGCGGUGCUGCUCGUGCUUUUGACCUCCUUCAUGUUCAUCAGGUGUUUAUUCAGAGCACUUUGUAAACGUAAAGUGAAACAUGAAUAGAGAUCUCAGUAGUAAAAGUAGUAAAGAAAAUGUCUUUUUCCGCUGAGUUUUUUAGUUUUCCUGCAUGUCAAUAUAUUGUAUUUUUUUCCUGAAAAAGAAUAAAUGUUUUAAUUAAACAAA